ACCGCCAUAGUAGAAGGCAUCUGUAUUAUUUUAUUGAAUUUGUAUGCUGAUGAUAAGUCUCUACUGUGUACUAGAUUCUAAAUUUUAAAUCUAGGCUAGAUCUAGUAAUCUUUAAGUUUUAGAUAAUUUAAAUAGUUUCAACCAUAUAAAUGGCUAGGAGAGGCAUAAAAAGGAAAGCACCCGACCUAGGUCAUUUGCCUAGCUUGGGUGAUUUUACACCUACUAUGUUUUUAAGAUGUCACAACCAAAAGGAAGAAGAUGACGAAACUAAAAUUUGGAAAUGUGCUUUUGAGCCUUCUCUUGAAAAUCCAGAUGAAACGACCAAUCUCCUGGCAACGUGCGGGGGAAAGACUGUCUGCAUCAUAGAUGUCAACACUCAGCAAGUUCUAAAAAGGUUCCAGGACACAGAUAAAUAUGAAAAUUUCUACACAUUGGCUUGGACCAGCAUUGAGCUAGCAGGCAAGAAAAAAGUAAACAUACUAGCAGUUGCAGGGGAAGGGGCCGCCAUCAAGUUAAUUUACCCCAGCCAACUGUUGAUGUAUGCAACCAUUCGUGGCCACAAGAAAUACAUUAGCUGUUUGCUCUUCCAUCCUACCCUGACAAGACUCUUGUUUAGUGGAUCAAGGGAUGGUUUUGUGUAUCUUUGGGAUAUAGGAAUCCCAGACAAAGCACCAAGUGCAUCAUAUGUGCCACUGUUGAAGAUUUCCCUCCAAGACUCCUUUGGUGAUGCUCUCAAUCUCAUCUUUUGUGAGAGGUCGCAGUUGUUGAUUGCUGGGGCUGAGAGGGGCUGUGUGGGUUGGGUGGUUGGUGACUGCCAGCUUCUAACCCCAGUCAGAAGGGCUAAAGUCAUUGAGCGUGCAGAUAUUGUGUUCCAACACCCGAAAUCUAAAACACAAACUAUUGAUGGGUUGAUUAACUUGCCUGGCGACUUAAUAGCUACCAAACAAGUUGGAUCUGGAGAAAUUCUGAUAUGGGACCUCACCAAGCAUGUACAAAAAGAAAUCAAAGAGGUUCUAAUUGAACCAAUGAUAAAACUCAAAUACCCCCAGACAAGUGUUAAAUAUCUAAACCUGGGCUUUAGCAACGGUCUGCUGGGAGUGGGAGAUGACCAGGGUAACCUCCUGCUCUACAACAUACAGAACGUCCUGAAAAAACACAGCGAGGAUGAAGAAAAUGUGUGGGAGGCUUCAAAUAUUCUUGAGUGGCCAAAUAUUGUAAAUUUGCAGUCAACAAACACUCCACGACAGGAACUGGUGGUAAACACAGUGGCCAUCAGUAGUAGUCACGAGUACAUCACAGGGGGAACAGACAACAACUUGGUUUGUAUCUGGAAAAGGGACGAAGAUGUAACACAAGAUGGAGAGACGGAAAAAUGAACAUGGCUCAUUUUUAGUUUUUAUUCUUAUUGACAAGCGGCGACAUUACAUC
Molecule: messenger RNA, 1428 nt
Organism: Physella acuta
Lineage: Eukaryota; Metazoa; Mollusca; Gastropoda; Physidae
Product: leucine-rich repeat and WD repeat-containing protein 1
Biological process (GO): establishment of protein localization to chromatin; chromatin organization
Cellular component (GO): nuclear origin of replication recognition complex
Molecular function (GO): chromatin binding; protein binding
Source: RefSeq, a predicted model, not a curated record